AGGAUAAACAUUUUCGUAUGCCAUGUAUGGAUGUUGNAGAAGAAAAGAAAGAUUCGGAAACCUUGCGAAUCUCGGGUUGUANAANGAGCGGUAAAGUUAAGGUGGGCGAUAUUGUUAGGAUCCAUCCAUCCCAAAUGCAACAAAGUUGGACAGUUCGUUCUAUUGNGAUGGGAGAACGCCAAGUAUCUCAAGCAGUUGUUGGAGACUGGUCUGCUUUGGUAUNGAUUGGAAGUAGCAGUGGUACAUCUCUUCGAGUGGGUCACGUGCUUGCGGACCCCAAUGCACCACUUACACAGGGUCGACAUAUUGUGGUGCAGUUGGUUGUAUUUGGUUCGGGAAAGAAACCCAUUUNAAAAGGAACGCCUGUUAUGUUACACGUUCACUGCUUUCAAGGUGUUGGUGUUCNGAUGGAAUUCAUUUCUGUUAGUAGAAAAGAUGAAGNGAGUAAGAAUAUGGUUGAGGUUCCUAAUCCUCGAUUCUNAAAGAAAGGAGAUAGAGCUACCGUUCGUAUUCGAACAGAACUUGCCAUAUUCUGUACUCCUUCUGCGANGAAUAAGAAGUUAUCUCGUAUCUGUAUACGACAGGAAAGACAUCUCAUCGCCUCGGGAGUCGUAUCCAACAUUUACUCGGAAGAAUAACUUUCAAUAUCCUUGUAAACGCACCCAACUUUUUUUUUUUUGAGAAAGAAAAUGCUAUGACAUCGGAAAACUCUGUCAAAGACAAAAAGGGAGACAAUUUGAAGAGUUGAAACCAAUGUUGAGCAGAAGAAGAGGGAGAACCCAUUGACAAGAUUCUGUAUUGAAUGAUAUCUAUAAGACAUGAGUCGUCGGAUCAUAACACUGGAACUCAAGUCCACUCAUAGCAAACAAGAAUAGAAAUGUGUUGUGAACCAGAAUACUCUUAGUACUAUUUGGACAGAUCAAGUGUAGGAAGUGAGGGGUUUAUAUAGUUUUUCGAUUGACGAUUUCAUCGUAUGUUGGCAUUCGAUACUGUACUCCUCAUCGAGAGAUACAUAAUAUCUGUCCGUCGCUGAGCUUAGUUGUAAAGGGAGUAAAGUAUUUGAGGAACGGUUGAGUAACAGAGAAAAGAAGUAACUAUCUAUUCUGAUGGUAUGCCUAAAGUGAUGCUGGGUACAAUGCACGUCAUUUUUUGGUUCUUGGUUAAAAUGGGACUCUGGUUCUUUAUUAGUGGUUUAGCAUAGUGACGAUUAAUUUCUAAGAAAUAGAGCAGUCUAGUCAGUAUGAGAGUUGGCGAGACAAGCAUUCUCCAACAUUUCGUUUAGAAGGCUAGUUUAUAGAGAAACUUUGAUGACGUGGAAUAUGUCUUCAAU
Messenger RNA from Galdieria sulphuraria, 1330 nucleotides. RefSeq lists its product as uncharacterized. The record is from RefSeq and is a predicted model, not a curated record. Gene Ontology annotation, biological process: translation. Lineage: Eukaryota; Rhodophyta; Bangiophyceae; Galdieriales; Galdieriaceae. The annotation marks the transcript as partial. Gene Ontology annotation, molecular function: GTPase activity. The transcript has a single exon.